Molecule: messenger RNA, 1449 nt
Organism: Penicillium alfredii
Lineage: Eukaryota; Fungi; Ascomycota; Eurotiomycetes; Eurotiales; Aspergillaceae
Gene: dot1
Product: histone methyltransferase DOT1
Exons: 3
Coding region: 1-1449 (482 amino acids)
Biological process (GO): subtelomeric heterochromatin formation; DNA damage checkpoint signaling; DNA repair
Cellular component (GO): nucleosome; nucleus
Molecular function (GO): histone binding; histone H3K79 methyltransferase activity
Source: RefSeq, a predicted model, not a curated record
AUGGGGUUUUUUGACCACCUCCAAAAAGGAGGGGCCUUCUCCCUGCAGCCUAAAACGACCCAGGUGCGCAAGGUCGUGCAGACUCGACCGGCUACGCCAAAACCAGCACAGACCCCCGACUCCCGAUCGCGAGUAGCGCCCUCAGAGAAUCAGAAGGCGCGCGCAUCGAAAGCCCAGUCCGCCUCACGCGACGCCGAUGCUCGCCCCGCCAAACGACUGAAUACCCCGUCUCGUAUUCGCAAGAGGCCGACGCCCGAGCAGCGACUCUCGAGUGACGAUGAUGUUAGUGACAGCGACACGUCUUUUGAAGUGCGCAAGCGCGCGAGGACCAGCGCCAGUGCGGAACCCGAUCCCGAGCGACGGCUGCGCUCGGUAAAGGCGUUUUCGGAGGAAGGAACUCGGCCAUUCAAGAUGGUGCAUGCUGCCGACAUCACGUCGGGUCAAAAAGCGGGCAAGUUCAAGCCAGCUUUUGGGGCCGAGGGCAAGUCCACGGAGAUUCUCCUACAAUACCCCAGUGCCUCGCAGAAAGAAAGAUACGACUCCGUGGUCCCCCGCGAUAACGACGACUUCCGUCCCAUUGACGACAUUGUUCAAGUCAUCGAGACGGUCUCCCACAACUAUAUUCCUGAAGACGAGGCGGAUGAAUUCAACAAUGAGACGAGUGGAAUAAGGCGCCGGUUGCGCAGGGCUUUGGCGGUUACCUCCGAGACCCAAUUUCGCAAUGCUGUGACCGAUUACAACAAAGCGAUUGACCGGCUGAGUACAAGUGGCACCCCUAGCCAAGCGUCUGGACGCAACACAACGCAUGGGAUUGCCAUGGUCGAAUCUCUCCGGCAGUACGAGAAUGGCACGGACAAUGUCUACGGAGAACUCCUCCCUCGCUUCGUCAGCAACAUCUUCAAAGAAACCAAGCUGAAGUCGGGCCAGGUCUUUGUUGACCUAGGCUCUGGUGUAGGCAACGUCGUGCUUCAGGCAGCGCUCGAGAUUGGCUGUGAAAGCUGGGGUUGCGAGAUGAUGUCCAACGCCUGUGAUUUGGCGGAUCUACAACAGGCCGAGUUCAAGGCGCGAUGCCGACUCUGGGGUCUCGCCCCGGGAAAGACGCACCUUGCUCGCGGCGACUUCCUCGAGCAGGAAAGCAUCAUCAAUGUCCUGAAGCGGGCAGACGUGGUUCUCAUCAACAACCAGGCGUUCACCCCACAACUCAACAACGAGUUGAUCAACCACUUCUUGGACAUGAAAGAAGGCUGCCAGAUCGUGUCGCUCAAGUCGUUCGUGCCUGCCGGCCACAAGAUCCAGUCGCGCAACCUCAACUCGCCCAUCAACCUCCUUAAGGUACAGCAAAAGAAUUAUUGGUCCAACAGCGUCAGCUGGACCGAUGUUGGCGGCACCUAUUUCAUUGCCACCAAGGACAGUUCCCGGCUCAAGGCAUUCAUGGAGAACACCUUGUAA